Ciona intestinalis (vase tunicate) is the source of this 6642-nucleotide messenger RNA. Lineage: Eukaryota; Metazoa; Chordata; Ascidiacea; Phlebobranchia; Cionidae. The record is from RefSeq and is a predicted model, not a curated record.
UGUAUACGUUGGUUGAAAGUAGGCACUGCUUAUGAAACGAAAGUUUAAUAUUCUUUAAAAUUACAUCGGUAAAACGUUAAAAGAAUGGAUUUGUGAAGAAAUAAUUCAAAUUUUGGUGGUGCUUCAACGUGUUUGAAAUGGCACAUUCAUAUCCAUAUGAUCAAAUAGACGAAAGAAACAAACAAAAUAAUUAUCUGGAACCAGGUUAUGAUGAAAGGUGCACAAGAGCAGGACAAUACAAGGCCAUAGGGCUUCAAACACAUUGGUGCUAUUCUGGUAGUGAAAACAACAGCAACAACACAUACCCUGACGAUUCAGCUUAUAACACUGGUGUGUCUUCUUACAAUUCUGUAGAGUCUUCUUACUCUAGACAGAAUAAAUCUUCAAACUUGACGCCUGGUAUCCAGUGGCAGCAUUCAUACCACAACCAAGCUAAGCCUCCACAGAAGUAUUCCCAAUCUGUGGGUUGUUUUUCACCAGACUUGGACCAUUUACAGUACGCUGAUGAUAUAGAUGACUCUGACAGUGAUACAGCUACUGAAACUGACACUGAACUAAGCAACCAUUUUUCCCAUUGCUAUAUAAACAAUUGUGACAUGAGUUACUUGCCUAGUUAUAUAAAACCAGUUGCAAGUUCACCCACUCCAACAACCACUUCAACUACAACUAGUGUAUCUGUAAUCAAGUGUAGGUCAGUGACAAGUAACUCUCCAACUUUCGUGACCACAACAUCACCCAGUCAUUCAAACAGAGAACAGUAUGCAUCUUCGAAUUAUUCUCCACUAAGUCCAGUUGCGAAUAAUUACAGAAAAAGUGAUAAAACAGGAUCCUAUGUAGGGUACAGGGAGACUUAUGUUCGAAAGCAACAAAACAAAUUAUGCGGACGCCGGUCAUUAGAUGAUAGAUUAAAGAGUUUGGAAUCUGGUGCUGCAGUUAAACUAGAAGUUCGUCGUGGUUCUCAACAAAGAAGGAAGAUAACCAACUUUAAUCCAAACAAUGAAAAAAAUAAAGAGCCGUCUCCCUUAAUAUGUAAUAUCAAAUCAAAUGUUCCUGAACAACCUGUGGCAUAUUAUGAGGAACAACAAGAACCAAAGCUAUCACCCGCCCCUCCACCCGAUAUAAUUGAAUCUCACCAACCUAAACAUGGAACACAUCAGCUAAGUGAUGAGGAAAAUGAUGGCGCAAGAUACAAAGGAGAUAUCCGUCUUAAGUACGUUGAUUCAAACCCAAAGUCCUACCAAAUUCCUGAAACAACUAGCAAACUGAAUUCCCCUGUUACCACACCAAGGAGUAGUACGUCCCUGGAACCGGUUGAAACGAGUUCACCAAAAGUGGAAUUAACUGGUUCAGAUUGGAAAUCAGACAGACAGAGGAAAAAACAAGCACGUGCGGAAAGGCAAACUGCAAAACAAAGAGAAAGGGAGUCACGGUCAGCUGUUGACGUUGAUGAAAAAAAUAAAACUGCGGUGGUUACACCUUCCCAGUUAAAAGAGGAAAGAUGUGUACAAGGAAACAAGAAAAUUGAGUGGAAAGAACUAACAUCUGAUGCAUAUACCUCUUUGCAGAACGCAGCCCCCGUUAAGAGCAACAUAAACCAGACGUCCGAUUUAAAUGAAACAAUCACCACUUCCAGUCCCACCGUUGAAGUUGUUUCAAGGCGUGGUAAACCAAUCAACAGAGCUGGUGCUCCUCCCUCUCUUACGUUCUCAACAAAUGAAACAUCUUCUGUCCCUGUUGAACUGAGGUCACCUCGUGCUGAAAAUGGCGGAAUAUCUCGUACGAAUAUGAGGGAAAGAAGGAACGCCCGGAUGUUCAUUCUUCCUUCAUCUGAUGAUAGUGAACCUGAUAAUGUAUUGGGAAGGUUUAAUCGACCUCUGCAGAACAGAUCACUAGAAGUAGUAGCACCAGUGAAGUUCGUGCCUUCAAUGUUAAGAAAACAAACAACUUCAAACAAAUCGAAAACAAUCGACAAUAUAACGUCUUCUUCUGCAUCUGGAAAUGAAUCGCGAUCAAUUUCUCGAGAAUCCAAAACUCAUCAGCAAGGAAAACAAGAUCAACAGAGCUAUAAAACACCUCGUUCAACAAAACGACCGAAGCGUUCUUCGUCAAGAUCAAAGUCUCACGGAAGAUCAAACAUCACAUCCACCAGUGAGGAUAGUUCUGCUGCUUUAUAUAAUGAUAAAAGAACGGCAAGAAGCAAUUCACCAGCUCAUCAUAAAAAGGAGAAACAUGAACGACGGAGUUCAGAUGCAAAAUCAGAACCAUCACCGCGACAACCUCGUCAUAAGCGUUUCACUGAAUAUGCUGAACUAUCCAAUGUUAAAAGAACACCUAAAACAAAGAGAAAUAUGGAAGCAAUGAAUUUACCGUCACCAAGACAGCAAGCGGUGGCUCGUGCUGUUAAGUUUGGAUAUCCAACUGAUGAAGCUAGUAUCCCAUAUAUAGAUGAGAAGACUAGCCCUACAGAACAGCAGGAGCAGGAUAGUAAAAUGCAUUCCCACCAAGAGAAUGCGGACCCUGAAACUUGUAAGAGGAUGCUCCCUUUAUCCAGUGGUAGUAGAAGGGGAAGAUCAGGCUAUAAAAAGGUUCAAUCUGCUCACCGGAUCAGUUAUAUUGAAGCAAUGGAAUCAAGUGAUGAUGUGACUCCCGAUCGUGACACAGAUGGUUCAAUGUGUAAUGUCAGUGAUGUAACAUUGGAUACAGAUAACAACAUAGCAAACAGAGGUAAAAUUGGUCGCAGCACGUCAGCCGACAGUAUUUUAUCAACUGUGGAAAACACAGUGAAUGUUGUGUUACGGGAACAGAAACGGUCAAGCAGUGCAGAUCGUAAUUCACUGAAAGGAGUUCAUCGUCGUUCGUACCAAAUUGCAACUACGGCAAAUAUACCUCCAAUUGAUAAUUUACUCAGAACACCUUCCCACAAGCGACAACCAAGUAUCAGAAAAUUAAAAAAUUUCUUUGGUGAAGCAGACAAGAAGACACCACAAAUUGUGGAGGCUCAAGCAGAUGAAGGGAGGCGAGGCUCCCGUGCUCGAUCUUUUCUUCUUCCUCCAUGUCUUGACAUCACAGAGGACGAUGGAAAUAUAUUGAGGGAAGGAUUCCUUUGUUUUAAGGUUGCAACAAUUGAGAAAGGUAGAAGGACAAGCUCACAAAAGUCAUGGAAAUCAGUGUGGGCGAUUUUAAAGGAUCAGUCGUUGUAUUUAUGCAAGGAUUGGAGCAGAACGAAACAGGAUCCAUCCGUUGUUGGGGGGUCAGGUUACCCAAGUCCUGGUGGAAACCAACCUCCUACUCACUUCCAACUAGAAGAGGAAGAACCUCUCAACAUUCAAGGAUCACUCGUGUCCAUCGCUUAUAACUACGUGAAAAGGAAAAAUGUUUUUAAAGUCACAACUGGCAGUGGGUCGGAAUAUCUUCUGCAGGCAGAAGAUAGAGAUGACAUGCUUGCUUGGAUUAACUCCAUUCACCUCAGUGGUAACCAUGACAAUGAUGAUGGUGAGGUCACAAUCAAUGAAGAUUUAAUUUUAAGGAAAACAAAUCAAAUUGAAUCAGGUCCUAAGCCCGAAAAGCGAGCCACUAGAAAAAGUCGAUCACCAAAACCAGCGCGUAGAAUGACUGUCCCUACUAAAGAUAUGGAUGGUUCACGAAGAUUUAAAUGGAGGGGAAGUGUGAAUAGGAUUGUCCGUAAAUUUGGUCAGGGACAAACCAUACAUGGUGGUACAUUCGAAGUUCAUCUGGAAGAUUGUCCACCUUCCCCAAAUAAUGAGUUUGUUCCAUUUGUGGUUGACCUCUGCUGCCGUAUAGUGGAGGAACGUGGUUUAACGUUUACCGGGAUUUAUCGAGUUCCCGGAAACAGUGGAACACUUGCUGCUCUUCAGGAUGAACUCAACCUCAGAGGACCCGAUGCUCUCGAUUUGGAGAAUGACGAAAGAUUUUGCGAAUUAAACGUCGUCUCUUCUCUCCUGAAAUCAUUUUUCCGAAAACUUCCAGACCCACUGUUUACAAAUGAAUUAUAUGAUGAUUUUAUUACAAUGAACCGAAAGAAAGAUCCCGAAGAAAGAUUAAACGGGUUGCGACACCUUGUUCAUAUGCUACCUGCACCACAUUAUCAAACACUCAAGUUCCUAAUCAGCCAUUUACGAAGAGUUGCCGAUAACUGUGAUGUCAACAAGAUGGAAGUUCGUAAUCUUGCGAUUGUGUUCGGCCCAACACUUGUUCGAAGUACAAUUUCUGAUAACAUGGCAACCAUGGUUACGGACAUGUCAGAUCAAUGCAGGAUUGUUGAGAGCGUCUUACAACAUGCUGCUUGGAUGUUUACUGAGAAUGAAGCUGGCGAAAUAGAAGUCACAGCACCCGAGGAAAAAGAACAUGAACCUGUACCUAAUAUUAACCACUUGCUUGCUAAUGUUGGACGUACACCGGGAGAUGCAGGAGAUAGCGCAAGUGAUUCUUCAAAAUCAAAGAACUCGUUGGCAUCCGAGAAGGAAUCAUUCUCCCGUGAUGUGAUGGAUAUGAUAUUUGGUCCCGGGAAAAAAUGGAGAAACCAACAGAUUAACGCAAAAAGAGUUUCGAGCGAGAGUGACGACGAAUUUGGAUUCAAAGAAGCGCAGAGAAAACUCGCUCGUGCUUCGGAAUUGUCAAAAAGCGAGAGUGAUUCAACGUCCCAUGCUUCCACUCCACAGUUAUCUGCUGCCAGUUCUAAAUACCAAGUAUCCACACCUGCGGCUGCACAUUUACAUCCUGACUGGACGAGCACAGAGAAACACUUUCCGCCUGAUAUUCCAUCGCGGUUGCAUGAUUUUUACGUGGAGCAUCUUGAGAGGUUGGCACGCACGGAUGUGACAAGACAUCUUCCUAAUUUCUCAUCCUCUUCUACUGAUACAUCACCUCAAGUUACUCCCAGGAGUUCGCUCUUCGAUCUUCCCAAGCCUGUGUCGAAAACGCCAUCUAUACGUCCUAUACCUUCUAUGAAUCAACCUACCAGGUUAGACCAACCGUACAUGGACUCUAAGCAUUCCAUAGCCACGUCAUGUCCUGCACACUUGCAUCACAUGCCUAGGUUAUAUGGAGACGUACAAACCGAGAAAAUCACUAGAGAUCAUUUUAAGCCGACUCCAUCUACAAGUACACCAGUACGGCAAAUAGGGGGAGAGAAAACACAAAGCAAUUCCCACAUUGAAUCUGAAGUGAGUUCGAUCACAAAAUGCGAGGAUUCCGACUCAGAUACGUCUGUAUAUGUUGGCGAAACACUCGAGGAAAAACUACGAAAUUUAACCAACUUGAAUAAAAAGUUGGAGCGUCGUCCGUCGAAACGAUACGCACGGACGUCCUUGGAGCCGGAAAAAAUCUUCGAUAUGCAGCCGAAGUUGGUACCGACGUCAAAGCAAGUUUCAAAGCGGUUAACUGGCCCGUCUCUAAAGGCUGGUGAACUCAUAACACCAAGUAAUGUUCACAUUCAUGCACCGAAGAAAUCAACACGGGAAUUAUACCAAGAACGCAAGACACAACGCCAGUAUAACAGGGAUAUGAUACGCGCUAACCGUGGGAAAAAUGCAAAGUCGAGAUACGAUGAAUACAACAAUACUAACUUAAUACGGUGCGUGUCCGACGAAAAUGUGUUCAGUCGUUUUGACCCAAAAAGGCAAGUCGUAAGGCCAGCAAAUAUGGAAACUACAGUAUCAAGUAAAAGUAGCAGGCCAAGACGGUCCAGUGAACAAAUAAGACGGCGACAUACGCUUGGUGCUAGUGACUUUCCUGACCAGGAUUUUUGGAGAAAACAGAAAGAGGCGCAUUCAUCAUUGCAGAAUGUGAGUAGGGACGGUAUGGGUUCGGCAACUUCAAGGUUAAACCCGAAACCAACGGGCAAGCCGUUACAAAUGAAGUCUACACGCCCCGCUGUAAUGUCAGUCACUUGGAAGCCACGCUCUACUCCCACCACGCGGAGAAACGAGUCUUAUCUCUGACAUCUAGAUUUUAAAAUUUCCUUUUCUUGAGCGCCAUCAAUUAUAGAAGCGAUCGUUAUUUUUCUUGUUUUUUUCGCUUCGUUCGUUAUUUGCAGUCUAUUUCCUCGACUUGCCACAGCCUACAUUGCUGUAAAUACAUCCGUUUUUUCUUAUUUUAGCUAAUGCGACAUGUUCAUGUUAACAGCUUCGUUUCGCCGCAUAUAGUUUUGUUCUUUUAUACGAAUAAAGGUUCUUUAUAUCUAUUUUGUAAUGCAUCAAGCAAAAACGGCCGCAUUUUUUUUAAUAAAUUAAGAAAAUAUUAUCUCGUUUAUUUUUCCACAAAACCCGCCCACACAAUUCUUUACAAAGACAUUUGAUGUUUAUGAAAAGUACAGUCACUGCCCUUCAGUGUUUUCCACUGAAUGUCAAAUUGAUCCUUUUUGUCGAUUGCGAUAAUAAAUUAAUCUGCAGUUAUUUUUUAUCGAAAUUGGCCUGUUACUUUGGCGCAUUAUCCUAAUGGAAAACGUUGCCUUAGGAGAUAUUUUGCCAAAAUGAACAACGCGAGUGUAGCCUAUUAAUUAUUUAUAUUUGCGAAACAAAUUUCUUUUUUUGAAAGCUCUAACACAAUGUAUCUUUUUAGUCUAAGUUCUAAAUUAUUAAGUAACGGUUCAGCAGCGUUUGAAAUAAAGUUACCGAUUUCCAA